AUGACACGACAAUGUUGGUUGUUAACAAUUGCUUUUCUCAUUUGCAUUGGAAUCACUUUAUCAGCAGCUAAACCUCGGUUACUAAUCGUCUCACUUGACGGUUUUCGACAUGAGUAUUUAAGUCAAUAUUCAUUUCCCACAUUGAAUCGAAUACAAGAGCAAGGAGUCAAAACUAGACAUGGAAUGCAACCAACAUUUGUUACCAUGACGUAUCCGAACCACAUAUCAAUAGCAACAGGAAUGUAUGAGGAAGAUCACGGUAUCGUUCAUAACCGAUUUUUUGAUACUAAACUUCAGAAAGCGAUUACAUUCGGCACUGGAGAUGAAGGACAAUGGUCCGAUCCUAAAGUUGAACCAUUAUGGAUAACUGCAACAAAACAAAACAAAAAAGCUGCUGUUAUACACUGGCCAGCUUGUCAUAAUGAAUUUCAUGGUAUUCGGCCCUUAGCUUAUACCAAAGUUUAUUCCGAUGCUGUUCCAUUUCGUGAAAAAAUUGAUCAAGCUAUAGAUUAUUUCAAGAAUUCGUCGUUCGAUUUAGCGAUGAUUUAUCAUUUUGAACCUGACAAACAAGGCCAUGUUUAUGGACCUGACUCGAUCGAAACGUAUACUGCAAUUAUGCGUUUGGACAGUGAUUUGAAUUAUUUAUUAAUCCGAGUGAACAAAGAACUUGACGACGAUUUGAAUAUUAUGAUUGUAUCCGAUCAUGGUAUGGCGAACACUACACGAAUUGUUCAACCAUUUCUUGAAGGUUAUAUUAACCAAACAGCAGUCGAAACAAACAUGCUCGAUGGUCCUAUAUUUGUUCUUACUCCUCGUCCAGGCUACUUCAAUGAAGUUUUCAAUGGUUUACGACGUAUUCCGAAUGUAACUGUGUACAAACGCGAAGAUUUUCCCGAAAAGUAUCAUUAUGCAAAAGCCAGUCAUCGUCUCGGUGAUAUCAUUGUUAUACCUAACGGCUCAGAUACUAUGUUUUCUCGAGCUUUAACUACUGUAGUUCCGUCAAAAGGUAAUCACGGAUAUGAUAAUAGUAUACCCUCUAUGCAAGCAAUAUUCAUGGCAAUGGGUCCAGAUUUUCAACAGCAUUUAACAAUUGACUCUCUGAAAAACGGUGAUAUCUACCAAAUAGCUUGUCAUAUUUUAAAUCUUGUACCGAAUCCUUAUGCUACAGCUGGAUCCCUCAAGAAUUUAACACAUAUCUUUCGUGAACGGAACAAUCAAUCCUCUCAAUUAUUGAUCAAUGUUUCAUUGAUUAUACUUUUAGUACUUUUCACUUUUAUUCAAUAG
Molecule: messenger RNA, 1284 nt
Organism: Adineta ricciae
Lineage: Eukaryota; Metazoa; Rotifera; Eurotatoria; Adinetida; Adinetidae
Source: the annotation of a GenBank genome assembly